GUAAAGUGAAACCUCCUCCAAAGCCGGUGGCCAUCAAGGAUGAGAAGACAAUGACGCGGACGUAUGGCAAGCCGGAGUACCAGCGAGGUCGCACCACCAUCAGAGACCCCUACCUGCACUUCCAGAACACGAAAAAGGGUGUGGCCAACAGAUCAGUCAUGAAUGAAUCUGCUGCAGUGAGUCCAGUUGGCAGGGGCCGGUCACCUGGUCGUUCAAGAUCACCAAGGUCAGGUCAGAACCAGGGUUACGGAGUGACCUCCACAGUCCCACGACAGUUUUACUUCAGUCCCACCAGGGGAUACAUUCCACUCCAAGAGGGUGCAAAGGCACCCAUCCAAGGUCAGCUGGUUUCCAUGGCAAUACCACUUGGGGAACCUCGAUUAGAACCAGGGGUCAGACAGUCGGCUACUCCGAUUCGGCCAGCUUCGAACCCCGUGACCUCCACCCCUGUGCCAGUGACAGCUGCCAGGAAUGUGGCCUUGGUGUCUUUCCCUGUGGAGGAAGACCAAAACAAGACUCGAACCAGGGAGCCGGAGCUUGCAAAACAGGUGCUUCCCCCUAUUGACAUUGACUCCAUCUCUCCCUCGUCGUCUCGUCGCUCUGACAUUCAGAUCAGGAGUCCCCAGCAAGGCAAUGCCAAUGUAACCUUCUUACAGGAAGUACACGAUGAUGAUGUAGACCUUGACAAGACGAUUACGGAAGAGGACUCUGACCUUGAUCAGACAGGAGAGGGAAUACAACUGCCGGGAUACGAACCCAGAGUGGCAGAGUACUCUGGACCAAGUUUCCCGCCAAAAACUGGCAAGUCUGGCCCUGACUGGAUGGCGGGAGGGGAGCAGACGCAGCCCCCACAGCAGAUAUCGGACGUCAUGGCAGAGGACCUUCGAAGGAAGGAUGUUUUGGAGAACAAUGCCGUAUACUGGCUUGAACAAGAGCUCAUGGCCCGCGUCCUGACUGAGGUUAUGCCUAUACAAGUGGCCCAGUCGGCCCCUCUGGAAGCGGCCAACAUCAGCAAGGCCGGAUCAGUUCACUCUGAGGAGGCCAGUGAGAGGGAAGACUCUUUGCUAGUGGCUGAUAUGAUUGGUCAUGGAGGCUUGCAGCUAUUUAUAGAUGCAGGUCAGCCAGUAGACAACAAUCUGGUCAGUGCUUUGGUCAAGGAAGUCAUCCAAGAAAGAGUUAACUCUAUGCUGGCGCAACGGCCCGCUGAGGGGGCGGAUGCUGUGCGUGCUAUGGAGGAGAUAGAGACCGUGUUGAAAGAAAAGGAAAGAGAAGCUGGCACUCCGCAGAUCCCAACCCCAGAACCGACCCCCAAAACAAGCCCCAUCCCAUCCCCUCGGCGACUGAAGCAGCAGGCGACAGCUCCGACCACCCCACCCAUCUCCCCGCCACCCACAGGUCACGUUUUCUCUCAGCGCGUUGAGCCUGAGCCACUGGUGGAGCCAGUUCGAGCCCCGGCACCUGCGGCCGCUAAGCCUCGUUCCCCUCCACCUCAGCCAGAGCCAGAGCCAGAAGCUGUACCCACUGCGCCUCCUGCAGCUGUUGAUUAUGAGUCAGAGUCUUCUGUUUCUAUUGAUAUAUCGGAAGAGCUGAGACGUGUUGCAGCUUCAGGAAAACCAAAACAUGAGGAAGACCUCCCACUAGUACAGCGUCACGAUGUAGCCACGCCCCCUAUUUCCCCACCACCAAUGGAUGAGGAGGAAGUCCAAGUUCCAGCUCCUGUCAGUCAAAGACAAGCCACACCCCCUCUGUCACCACAGUCAGUUGUUUCUCGUGAGCCUCUACCACCUUCAUCACCGUCAAAGACUCAGGCUCCUGCCCCUGUGGAAUCAAAGGCAGAAAAGGAGGCAGAGCAAGAAGAGGAAGAGGAGGAGGAGGAGGAAGAACUUGAGCAGCCACAUCCCAUUCUGAUGUCUGUGGCUGUGGGUACAGACCGAUCAAUGACAAUGGAGUCUGAGCCAAAGGAACGCCGCAGAUCACCCUCACCGAAGCGCGACAAGAGUCUGCGUUCGACUGGCACGGUCUCCCCGCCUCCGUCCUCCGACUCAAGCAUCACUGACACAGUCAAUGACAGACUCUCCGAGGGUCAGUGGCUCCUCAGCCGCAGUGAGGGACAAAUGCCGGCAAUACCCAUCACUGAUGCGGCCCGUCAAGAGUACCUUAGGAAACGUUACCAGAAUGCUGACCUCAGCACUGCCAGCACUCUGAGGGACACAGACGAUCUUGACCUUGAUGAAGCGGAUGCAACACGCAGUGAAGGAGAGUUCCUGCACGCUGGUUUACCUCUCCCGGAGGAUGACCCGAUGCUGCUACUGCUGGCUCAGAUGCAGCGUAACCCGCUAGCGGCCGCCCAGAGGGAUCUCCCAGAGGCUGCAGUCAGACAGGUCCUACAAGGUCAAGGGUCAAGAGAAGCAGCUGGCAUGUCUGCCACGGGUCGCAGCCUGGGUGAGCUCAGUGUGGGCCAGGUUCCCCACUCCAGGCUGGUCAUGGUGCAGUCUCGCAAGGACAGGGACAGGGGACAUGCAGAUCGUGGAAGUCCAACAAGAAGCCCAACCCGUAGCCCCAGCCGUAGCCCCGGUAGAAGCCCAGGCAGAAGCCCCUCUCGCAGCCUGGAGCAAAGUAUAGAAGAAGAAGAAUACUGGCGGGAAGAAGAGAGGAAGGAAAGGAGGCGGCAGCGGAAACAGGACCGCAGCAGAACUCCAUCGCCACUUCAGCAGCAGCAGCAACAGCAACAGCAACAGCAACAGCAGCGUAGCAGGACCCCACCGCCACAACAGCAGGGCAGAGCAAGGACUCCACCUGGUGGUCGUCACCAGCCUCAGGCUGGCCCAGGGAACAGAGGGAGGCCCAGAGGUCAAAUGGCAUACCAACCGGUUCUGUCAGAAGGAGCACCUGUGUCCACAAGGGGCCGGACUCCACCAGGCUACGGAGGAAGCAGACGUAGCAGUGACAGUCGCCUGACCCGCAGCAGUGAUCAAGUGCGGCACUCGGGCUCGUCAAAUUUCCGGGAAUCAGAUUCCCUGCAGUCAGGAUCAUUGCGACGAUCAGCUGAGGGAGGUCUCACCUCCAGCUUCAAGUCCCGUCAGUCUGGAGUUAAAAAGUCCGUUGAAUUUGACCUGACGGGGACCUAUGAGAGACGAGAGAGCAACAGAAGUUCUUUCCGCAUGUCUCGGGAGUCGACGUCAGGCAUGUCAGGUCGACUUUCCAACAACUCGAAUCGUUCUUUGGGAAUCGAUUAUUCCUACGAAGGUUCUUUGGAUGAAUCCGAGUUGAAGAGAAUUGUGGCCAGUCCUGGAGAUACAGGCACAGGCCCGUACCGCAUGUCGGUGACCAUUCCGUCCACGAUGGAAGCAGAGGACAGCGAGCUCUCCGAGAUUGACAUUACGGACAAUCAGUAGGACACUAUAGACGUCAUCGACAGGAUAUACAGCCAUAAAAUAAUAAAUAGAUAAGUGAAUAAGUAAAUGAAUGAAUGAAU
This is a messenger RNA of Aplysia californica (California sea hare), 3475 nucleotides long. RefSeq names its product TALPID3 protein. Gene Ontology annotation, cellular component: ciliary basal body; centriole. Lineage: Eukaryota; Metazoa; Mollusca; Gastropoda; Aplysiida; Aplysiidae. The record is from RefSeq and is a predicted model, not a curated record. Gene Ontology annotation, biological process: smoothened signaling pathway.